CCUGAUGCACGGUUCAAAAUUCAGACACUUUAACUUCGUUUUUGUCGGGGACGCCGAAAGCCUAUUAAUCAAAAGUUUGGUCUCUAUUUUUAGCCAUGUUCCAACCACCAAAACCGAAACGAACUCCAAAACACGAGGCAAGAUCAAAUCCAAGAAAACUAGAAUUCAGAAACGAAACCAACUAUUUUUUUCCCUUUAAGGAAUCAUUUUGGGAUCAAUCAACUAAAUGGAGCGGAUUAUGGAAGAUAAAGAGUACAACUACAGAGACGUAACUUUGCCUACAUUUGUCCCAAUAGUUUCAGAGCCAGAGUUAGAGAGGGAAACAGGGGAGAGAAGGAGAGGCAGAGAUAUAGUAAUAGCCGUUGAUCAUGGUCCCAACAGCAAACACGCCUUUGAUUGGGCACUGAUUCACCUUGCCAGGCUUGCCGAUACCAUCCAUCUUGUCCAUGUGGUUUCCAGUGUUAGAAACGAGAUUGUUUAUGAAACCAGUCAAGGGCUCUUGGAGAAGUUAGCUGCGGAGGCUUUUGAGGUUGCCAUGGUGAGGACUACAGCUCGAAUAGUCGAGGGGGAUGCAGGUAAGAUAAUUUGUAAGGAAUCAGAAAGGUUGAAACCAGCAGCAGUGGUUUUAGGAACUCGCGGUAGAAGCUUAAUACGAAGGUUUUUUCCUCCCCCUUUCCCACAUGCUACAUCUUUCUAUGUGGAUGCUUGUGCUUUUGUUACUAUUCCAUUCUGCAAAAUGAGUAAAGGAUCACCCUCUCGUUUCCUUGCUCUUCUCUCAUCCCUUUUAUACUCUUGCCGUGUACUUCAAGGAAGUGUGAGCGAGUAUUGCUUCCACAACUGCAAAUCUGCUCCUGUCAUUAUCGUACCUGCGAAAGAAGCUGGAGAUGAAUCACUGAUUUAGUGGCAUGAACUAACAUGAGAAACUAAUAUUCAUGAGAUUUGUUUCUUUGUAUGAAUUGGCAGUGUUGCUGAGGAACCUAGAAAAUUGUCUAAUCUGGUUUUACCAUACAAUUUUUUGUGUGUAAUUUAUUAUUUGGAUUAUCUGAUUUGCUUGAUUAGCUGAAAUCCAAAUUUUUGUGAAUUGCUUGUCACCUUUUUUGAGGAUAUGUGAAUGCCAUGAUUCCAAAUGUUUUAUGGCUUUUUUUUUUCUUUUCAUGAUUAAUGGAUUUCGGUCAUGCAAAAGGAAAGCGGGGAAAGUGUUUGUCAGAACUGAUAAAUAUACAAGCAAGUAGGCAGCUUAUAUCAGUAGAUGUAAUCAUUUCACGAUCCACAACCUGACCAUGAUUUUACCAUCAAAUUUCUGAUGCAUGUGAGUUGCAUUCUUAACAAGUCAAUGGCUGCAAGCAGUUGCUUCGCUGCAAUAUAUCCUAUCUAAAAUUAACCGUCAACAAGCCCUGUCUUAGAGUUGGAAUGCAAGCCCUUCAUGGAAUGGCUUUCCUAGGCCUUUACCGAACCAUUUGUUCCCAGCUGCAAACGGGCUUACUACCUGGCUAAUUCAGGUAAACUAUAACAAUUCAGGCCUGUUAUCAGGAUUAAGCAGCUUCAGUCUGAUUACAGAAACAUCACUUUCAAAAAAAAGCUUUCAAUUAUAUAUGAAACUUGUCUGGACUGAGGGCUGUGAUUAUUUUCUAGGUCCCAGACCUCGAGCAACUUGUUGUGAACACAAUUUGUGGUUUGAUGUGUCUUGGUCCUACCAUUAAACUAUCAGCAUAAAAAAUGAAUAUUUUCACAUGAACUAGUCUGGUUCUUGUUUU
Molecule: messenger RNA, 1754 nt
Organism: Durio zibethinus
Lineage: Eukaryota; Viridiplantae; Streptophyta; Magnoliopsida; Malvales; Malvaceae
Source: RefSeq, a predicted model, not a curated record